This is a messenger RNA of Schizophyllum commune H4-8, 346 nucleotides long. RefSeq lists its product as uncharacterized. The record is from RefSeq and is a predicted model, not a curated record. Lineage: Eukaryota; Fungi; Basidiomycota; Agaricomycetes; Agaricales; Schizophyllaceae. The transcript has a single exon. The coding region runs from base 95 to 313 and encodes 72 amino acids.
CGCAAGUCACUGAACGUGAGGUGACGGGGUGGACGGCGAUCGCAGGCGAGCCUUUUAUAUCGCCGCGCGCGAGACGCGCUCGGCUGAAGUCGCGAUGAGGCCCAUGACGGCGCCAAGGUCUGCCGAGGUUCGCGAAGGCGGCGGGCGCGGUCCCAUGGUUGGCCAUUCAUGCGAGCCGGAUCGGACAAACAAUGGGCCUCCGAGACCAAACAGCGCUCCCCGACGCGAUUGGCUGCGCGCGCUUGGCGCGCCGCGUCGAGGCUGGAAUUGCUUGUCGAUGCCACCUGCCGCGCCGCCUGAGGCCAUCUUUUGAGCACAUUGUCGGCAAUAGCGAGGAGACCACGAC